This is a messenger RNA of Fundulus heteroclitus (mummichog), 1377 nucleotides long. It is a transcript of the gene ndufs8b, whose product is annotated as NADH:ubiquinone oxidoreductase core subunit S8b. Gene Ontology annotation, biological process: mitochondrial electron transport, NADH to ubiquinone; mitochondrial respiratory chain complex I assembly. The record is from RefSeq and is a predicted model, not a curated record. The transcript has 7 exons. Lineage: Eukaryota; Metazoa; Chordata; Actinopteri; Cyprinodontiformes; Fundulidae. The coding region runs from base 113 to 754 and encodes 213 amino acids. Gene Ontology annotation, cellular component: membrane. Gene Ontology annotation, molecular function: 4 iron, 4 sulfur cluster binding; NADH dehydrogenase activity.
AUUGGGGCUCAGAGGGAAAAGGGGAAUUAACGAGCCUCUUUGAAUGCAGCACUUCUAAAGCUGCGCAGUUCGGGGACUGGUGAAGCUUAUAAAAAAAAAACUAAUUUCGGAGAUGUCUGCUGCACUCAGCCUGCGUCUGUUGCACUGCUACUCGAAGCAAGGCUCAUUUGGACAUGGUUCUGGUGGCAUGAUGCGCACAUUCAGUGUUAGUGCGCUGAGAGAAGGCUACAAGUAUGUAAACGCUCAGGAGCUGCCAACGGACCUGAGAUCCAUCACUGACCGCGCUGCGACAACCCUCUUAUGGACUGAGCUCUUUAGAGGCUUGGGGAUGACCAUGAGUUACUUGUUUCGUGAGCCUGCCACCAUCAACUACCCGUUUGAGAAAGGUCCGCUGUCGCCGCGGUUCCGUGGCGAGCACGCUCUCCGCCGGUACCCCAACGGAGAAGAGCGCUGCAUCGCUUGCAAGCUGUGUGAAGCUAUCUGCCCUGCUCAGGCCAUUACCAUUGAAGCCGAGACUCGAGCUGAUGGCAGCAGGAGGACUACGCGCUACGACAUCGACAUGACCAAGUGCAUCUACUGUGGUUUCUGUCAGGAAGCCUGUCCGGUUGACGCCAUUGUGGAGGGUCCAAACUUUGAGUUUGCUACAGAGACUCAUGAGGAGCUGCUGUACAACAAAGAGAAGCUGCUCAACAACGGGGACCAAUGGGAGGCUGAGAUAGCAGCCAACAUACAAGCUGACUAUCUUUACAGAUAAACUGCUGUAUCAGUGACCAACCGUUUAAUAUCUGCAUUAAAGAAAUAGCUACAUUUAGCCUUACUGAUGCAAAGGUGAGUUAGGGGUAAGCGCUGCAAACACGCACAAAUUAUACGCUGCCUGAUGUGAAAUGUGACUUUACUCUACUGGACUACUUGAAUAUGGCUCACACUAAUAUUUAAUGUUGUAGUAAGUGUAUAACAAACUAUUCUCAACCAAAGACGCAGUUUUAAGACUAUGCAACGAUGAUGGUAGGGUUGAAGUGUGGCACUGAGCCACCCAUGUGUGAAAGUGAUGUCUAAUUGUCUUGUUAUGGUCUUGUGAGAAUACACCUCGGCCAUCAGAGAGGAAAUCAUCUUUUUAUGGAAAUAAAGAGGUCGGUUAACAUAUUCGUGUAGUCAGCUAGCCUAUUUUUUGGAUUCAUUUUGAUGAAACAACCCUAGGGAGUAAGAACGAUCCCCAGGCCUGUGUUGUAGACACUAUUUAACCCUAUGAAGGAUUCAUCAACGUGUCUACAGCUCCUCUUAAUCAAACGCACUCACCACUCUGAAUCAGGGUCAGUUGGGACUCUUGAGACCUCCCGACUUUUUGCCAUUGUUCCAGAUUAUAAUCUUUUUUUUUUU